AUGCAAGAAAGCGGCUGCCAGCAGAAUCCUCGUCAACUGCAGCAGAACCAGAAGGAUAAACCCCCCGAUGGAGGCUGGGGAUGGAUGGUCGUGCUAGCCUACGGAAUGGCCAAUAUCAUGAUAAUACCGGUGAUGCAGAGCUUCGGGCUGAUCUUCCGAGACACCUUCCGGGAGAUCGACAUUUCGGCCACGAAGGCGUCGGUCAUCAUCAACCUCGCAUCGGCCGUUGGGAUGGCACUGGGGCUGUUCAAUGGCCCUUUGCUGCGGAGGUUCGGCUUCCGGAAGAUGGCCGUCACGGGGGGUCUCGUCUUCUCCUUCGGGUUGAUGCUGACAUCGUCGGCGACAUAUUUCGGACAUUUCAUUGUUACCUACAGUAUUAUAGCGUCCCUUGGGAUGGGAUUCUGCAAUUCAUCCUUUUCACUUGCGUUGAAUACGUACUUCCUGGAGCGCCGUAAUAAAGCGGCCGGCAUCGCGAUGGCAAUCACUGGUUUAGGACCGAUUCUGCUGCCCCAACUGGUGUCCCUUCUGCUCCGUAUGUUUGGAGCACGGUACUGUUUGCUGAUCAUCGGCGCACUGGCCACACACAUCAUCGCUGGGGGUCUGCUCCUUCAGCCAGUUCAGUGGCAUACCGUGCACGUGCCGGCCCCACCGGAACAGCUGGAAACAGCCGCUUGUGCUCCACCGGUUGAGGUCAAAAUCGUUCCGGAUGAUGAAGACAACAACAACGGUGAUGACGAGGAGCUCAUGGAGAAACGCAGCUUUAUCGAUCACGACGUGGACGCGCAGAGCAUCUACGGGUUCGAGUUGACUUCGCAGUUGCGCCAACGAGAUUCGUUUUCACAAUCGCCUUCGAGUGGACACCAUGCCAUGCAGAGGGCAAAGAGUGAAGUUCUCACUCCUGUACAGCGCUGCCCAUCGGAGACUCGAUCUCUGAAGACUGAUUCUCCAUCGACGCGGCCACUCCGCUGGUUCCACUCCGGGUCGGCGGAAAGUGUGCAUCUAGGAAGUUCGUUGGCCAUAUGGGACGGCAGUGCGUCUAUGCCUGGAGAUCAGCCUCCGCCAGACCAGCAACGACGUUCAUCCCAGAGGCGGUUUUCCAGCUUUACGAAUGUACGCUUUUUUCCGCUGCAAAAGCGCUGGUUCGAAACCUCGGCCGAAACAGUCAACCUCGGUAGCUCGAUGAAGAUCUUCGACGAACGGCAGACCGGUACGGGUGGUCCACGACGUGGAUCCCUUGGUAGUGGAGUCGUGAUGAACGGCACGGGAAAACUACCGGCACUAAGCGAAAACCAGGGGCUCACCGAUGAGGCCACUCAUCUGCCGUCGAUUGUGCGGCAACUCGAAAAUGCCAAAUCCACUCCACCUAGUGUGCCAAAUACGUCACCCAGUGGCUCCUCCGAAGGAUGUUUCGCAAAAGUGGUCAACUUUUUUGAUCUAACGCUGUUGCAAGACAAAAUCUAUCUCAACAUGAUGCUCGGCAUGUCGAUUGCGGUUUUUGCGGAGAUUAACUUUUCCCUCCUGACACCGUUCAUACUGGGAGAUCUUGGCUACAAUACAGAGCAAAUCGCAUCCAUCAUGUCGACGCUGGCGUUGGCCGAUCUGCUUUUCCGGUUUAUCAGUCCGUUCGUGGGGGAUUACUUCAAGCUCACACCACGCAUUAUGUACAUGAUCGCGCUCUGUAUGUUGAUCGUGACGCGCUUUAGUAUCCUGCUUGCUCAAACCUACGACGAAAUGAUGAUGGUAGCGUUCGGGAUCGGUGUUGCAAAGGGCGUACGGUCGGUGUACAUGAGUCUGGUUAUACCGAGCUAUAUACCACUCAGUCGACUACCCUCCGCUUCUAGCAUUCAGAUGACUACAAACGGAAUCGUCCUGAUGACGAUAGGGCCGUGCGUAGGAAUGCUCCGCGACUGGACGGGGAGCUACUCCAAAAGUAUCAUUCUCAUCAACGGAUUUACCAUUGUAACGCUGCUGAUGUGGAGUGCGGAACUUAUCUACGUACGUCGAAGGCACCACCGUAACAAAUUAAAGCCUAUGCUACGCGAACCGGAAACAACAAAGUCAGUUUCUUGAUACUCAACAGGGAGAAUUCUUAUUGUUUAUCGAUCGAUUCGCUGGUACUGUAAAAAUAAAGCCAUCAUCUACUUUAAGCGUGCAAAUAAUGCAUUACACAAAUGGAGUGUUCAUAAGGCAAAUAUUUUUAAAAAAAUUACAGUCUUUGUAUUU
Molecule: messenger RNA, 2223 nt
Organism: Anopheles nili
Lineage: Eukaryota; Metazoa; Arthropoda; Insecta; Diptera; Culicidae
Exons: 4
Coding region: 1-2070 (689 amino acids)
Biological process (GO): monocarboxylic acid transport; transmembrane transport
Molecular function (GO): monocarboxylic acid transmembrane transporter activity
Source: RefSeq, a predicted model, not a curated record